GAUUCCCAUCUGAAUCAUGAGCUUUCGAGUUCUCCUGUCGCCGUCCUCCCCCAAGUACGAGACUUUCUCCUUGUUACGUCGUUUGAGUUCCUCCACGGACUUACAACGAGUUUCGCCCAACCAUGAUGAGACGUACAACAGUCUCCUCGGAAUAUGUCUGGAGCAAUGCAAACUAUUAAAAACCCGCAAGGUGUUCGACGAAAUGCCUCAGAGAACUGUACACGCCUCGAGAAUCGGCAAAGCCGUACAUUCCCGGAGCUUGACGCUCGGAAUCGAUUCCAGAGGGAGAUUAAGCAACGCCGUCGUUGAUUUAUACGCCAAGUGUAAAGAAAUAGCUUACGCUGAGAAGGUUUUCGACUCGCUUGAGAAGGAUGUAACGGCGUGGAACUCGAUGCUAUCGAUGUAUUCAAGCAUUGGGCUACCUGGAAAAGUCUUGAGGAGUUUUGUAUCGUUGUUUAAGGGUUUGUUUUUUCCAAAUAAGUUCACUUUUUCGAUUGUUUUAUCGACCUGUGCUAGGGAGAGUAAUGUAGAGUUUGGUAGACAGAUACAUUGCUGUAUGGUGAAGACGGGUUUUGAAAGGAACUCUUAUUGUGGAGGGGCUUUGGUUGAUAUGUAUGCCAAGUGUGACUGUAUAGGUGCUGCUCGGCAAGUUUUCGAUGAAAUAUUGGAUCCCAAUACAGUUUGCUGGACAUGUUUGUUUUCUGGCUAUGUCAAAGCUGGUUUGCCAGAGGAAGCUGUUAUAGUUUUUGAGAAGAUGCGGGGUGAAGGACAUCGUCCUGACCAUCUAGCUUUCGUGACAGUUAUAAAUACUUACAUCAGUUUAGGGAAACUGAAGGAUGCACGUGUGUUGUUUGGGGAGAUGGCGAGCCCUGAUGUGGUAGCGUGGAAUGUAAUGAUAUCAGGGCAUGGUAAACGAGGGUGUGAGUCAGUGGCUGUUGAGUAUUUUCUCAAUAUGCGGAAGUUUGGUGUUAGAUCCACUCGUUCUACACUAGGAAGCGUUUUAAGCGCCAUUGGGAUUGUAGCGAAUCUUGAGUUAGGUUUGGUAGUUCAUGCAGAGGCUAUUAAACAAGGGCUUGCCUGUAAUAUAUAUGUUGGGAGUUCUUUGGUCAGCAUGUACUCGAAGUGUGAGAGAAUGGAGGAUGCUGCGAAAGUAUUUGAGGCUUUGGAGGAGAGAAACGACGUCUUGUGGAACGCGAUGAUCAGAGGUUAUGCACAUAACGGAGAAGCCCGCAAGGUUAUGGAACUGUUUAUGGAUAUGAGAUGCUCUGGUCAUAACGUUGAUGAUUUCACCUUUACAAGCUUGUUAAGCACUUGUGCUGCAUCACAUGAUCUUGACAUGGGGAGCCAGUUUCACUCGGUUAUCAUCAAGAAGAAAUUAGCGGAUAACUUAUUCGUUGGAAAUGCAUUGGUAGACAUGUAUGCAAAAUGCGGAGGUGUCGAAGAUGCAAGGAAGAUUUUUGAGCGCAUGUGGGAACGUGAUAAUGUAUCGUGGAACACGAUGAUUGGUGGUUAUGUCCAAGACGAGAACGAGAGUGAGGCUUUCAACUUGUUCAAGAGGAUGAAUUCUUGCGGUAUGGUGUCUGAUGGAUCAUGUUUAGCUAGCACGCUCAAGGCGUGUGCAAACGUUCGUGGUCUUUAUCAAGGCAAACAAGCUCACUGCCUCUCUGUCAAGUGUGGCUUAGAGACGGAUCUUCACGCUGGGAGCUCGCUCAUUGACAUGUAUGCCAAGUGUGGGGUCAUCGAAGACUCGCGUAAAGUUUUCUCCUCUAUGCCUGAGUGGAGCGUUGUGUCGAUGAAUGCUUUAAUUGCAGGCUAUUCUCAGAACAACUUGGAUGAAUCUGUGGUUCUCUUUCGAGAGAUGCUGAACAGAGGUGUUAACCCAUCUGAAAUCACUUUUGCCACCAUUGUUGAAGCUUGUGAUAAACCAGAAACGUUGAUCUUAGGAACACAGUUCCAUGGUCAAAUAGCAAAGAGAGGGGUCUCAUAUGAAGGUGAAUAUCUAGGGAUUUCUCUUUUGGGUUUAUACAUGAACUCAUGUAGAAUUGUGGAGGCGUGUGUUCUUUUCUCAGAGUUGCCAAGCCCUAAGAGUAUCGUUCUCUGGACGGGGAUGAUGUCAGGGCACAGUCAGAACGGUUUCUAUGAGGAAGCUUUGAAGUUCUACAAAGAAAUGCGUCAGGAUGGUGCUUUACCUGAUCAGGCAACAUUUGUCACUGUUCUUCGAGUGUGCUCUGUCUUAUCCUCUUUAAGAGAAGGUAGAGCUAUUCAUUCUCUUACCUUCCACUUGGCUCAUGACCUGGACGAGUUAACCUCUAACACCCUAAUAGACAUGUAUGCUAAAUGUGGGGACAUGAAAAGUUCAUCGCAAGUUUUUGAUGAAAUGAAGCGUAGAAGCAACGUUGUCUCAUGGAACUCCAUCAUCAAUGGAUAUGCUAAAAAUGGUUACGCUGAAGAUGCCCUUAAGAUAUUUGAUUCCAUGAGACAAUCUCAUAUCACGCCAGAUGAAAUCACGUUCCUAGGUGUUCUCACAGCUUGUAGCCAUGCAGGGAAAGUGUCAGAAGGGAGGAAGAUUUUUGUGAUGAUGAUUAGUCAAUAUGGUAUUGAAGCGCGUGUAGAUCAUGUAGCUUGUAUGGUUGAUCUUCUAGGAAGAUGGGGUUAUCUUGAAGAAGCCGUUGACUUUCUAGAAGCACAAAACCUGAAACCAGAUGCAAGAGUAUGGUCAUCGCUCCUUGGUGCAUGUAGUAUCCAUGGAGAUGACAUUAGAGGAGAAAUGGCUGCUGAGAAGCUCAUUGAACUUGAACCACAAAACUCGUCAGCUUUUGUUCUUCUUUCGAACAUAUAUGCCUCACAGGGACGUUGGGAGAAGGUCAAUGCUUUGAGGAAAGACAUGAAAGACAGAGGAGUCAGUAAGGUACCUGGAUGUAGUUGGAUUGAUGUGGGAGAGAGAAAACACGUUUUUGGUGCAGGAGACAAAUCUCAUUCUGAUAUUUGCAAAAUAGAGACGUUUCUUGAAGAUAUAUAUGAUGUGGUGAAAGAUGAUGCAAUCGUCAAUCAUGAUAUCAUGGAACAUGCUUCUCAUGUUUGUAUCUAAUAACAGGGAAACUACAAAGUUAAAGAUCAGCAGAUCAGCUCAUAGACAAAUUGUAUACAAAGGUGACCAUGUUUUAUGGCCUUUGAUGAUGACAUGAUGUGGACCAAGUUUUCAUCUAUAGCCAAGAGAAACAUAAGGCUUCAUUCUCUGUGUUCCUCGACUACUAUCAGGCAUUGCUGGAGAUCACACAAUCCAAGUGAAGUAGCAGAUGGAGUUUUACGGUUUGAUGUUUCAGCCAAAAACUGAAACACCAACCCGACCCGAAAUAAAGGUAUCAGAUCGGGUUCGAAUCCAGCUAAUAAUCCGAUCGUGUUUCAUAUUGAGAUACUUUGGAUAUAGCUUCGGUUCGGGUUUAUCCGAUAACCGAAACAUAACCCGAACAUAUAAUUGUAGUUAUGUAUAUGGUAUACAUACAUACUACUCAUGCAGUCAUGCUAAGUGUUACGAUUUUUUGAGUUUUGGAUUAUAAAUAUUAUAAUGUUAUAAACUUUCGAGUGUUGCUAUUUUUGAAUUUGAUAUAUAUUCUUUUAUUCAGUUUAAGUACUAAAUUUUCUA
Molecule: messenger RNA, 3643 nt
Organism: Brassica napus (rape)
Lineage: Eukaryota; Viridiplantae; Streptophyta; Magnoliopsida; Brassicales; Brassicaceae
Product: pentatricopeptide repeat-containing protein At3g09040, mitochondrial
Exons: 2
Coding region: 17-3088 (1023 amino acids)
Biological process (GO): RNA modification
Molecular function (GO): RNA binding; protein binding
Source: RefSeq, a predicted model, not a curated record